AUGCCGGGCGAAGGUGGGAUAGAUGCCCCGCCGCCACCAUCUGGCUUGGGCAACUUCAAAGGAGUGAUGCUCUGUAAUAGGCCCAAUGAUGACUCCAAGAUGGCCAGCGACAUGAAGGAGCCAUUUAGGUCUGCAGUUGCUCAGACAUCCGAGUUGGGUCUGACUCCCAUGCGGAACUUUGAGCCCACUGUCAAGAAGAGGGGUCCUAGCGCAGCCCUUCGACGGCAUGUGCGAUGGCUCCGAGAACUGCAAGAGCAGAUGAGAGAAGAUCGGCAUCAGGUAGAGCAGGAAGGACAGGAUGAGGAGGAAAAAAAGCAGAAGCUAAAGGCUACUUUUGACAAGCACAGAGAAGCAGUACGCGGCAUGAUGAAAGAACGAGAUGACAAGAAGAGAGAGGAGCAAGCAGCCGCCAAAGCAGAGAAAGCUGCCAAAGCUGCAGAGGCGAAAGCCAAGUCAGCCGAGACUUCGAUGCUGUCAGAAAUCGCCCAUGCUGCAGCAACGGCCAUAGAGACGGAAAAGGAGCAACGGCCACCUCCAAAGGUGUCGAAGCCUCUUUGGGCCAUGACAGAGCAGGAAAAAGAUCACUUUGAAGAAGAGGAAGCUGAUGACCUCAUCAACUUUGUCGAAAAUCUUGACUUCGACAAAUUUGUUGGAGAUUUGGAGUUUCGGCAAGCUCUGGGAGCGCUCAAAGACCGUACUGGAAAACUAAAAAAAGAGCAAGAUGCGUUCAAAGAUGAGCUUCUUGCGAACUUCAAUGCCAGCUAUGAUGAUGACGAUGAGGCCAGUACGGCCGCUGGAAGCGCCAAGCUGGAGGAUGGCGUUGACGGCCAGAGUGUAUUUGGCGACCUCAAGAGCGAGUACAGCGUAGCAUCGAGCAGAAGAUCCAGGAAAGAAGGUCGAGAAAAUGUCCAGAAAGACUGGGACAACUCGACCAAUGCAGAGGAUCGACCAGCGGUAGAUCAAGAGGUGAAGGAGAUGGCAGAGGCGGUGCUGGAGGCAAAUCCAAAGUUCCGUGCGAUACACUCUGGGGCCUCCGUUCAGAAGAUCAUAGAGAAGGUGCGAGGAGACCAAGCCGUUGAGGUCAAUUUGGUUGACCAUAUGCUGACUGUGCAAAGCCUCGCGCGAAGCGUCGCUUGGAUUGCAGUGUGGCGUAGCGGCGUAGAUGGUGGGUGUGGCAGGGUCGUCUCGAAGCGCUGCGAGGCGCUGCGCAGUGAGCUGUUCAAAGAACAGAAAACCUCUGUUGAAUGUGAGAUUAAUGAGAUGUGCAUUACCUUGGCAUACUCUGGACAUUGCUUUCAGCUUGAAAGGUGUGUCCGCCUGGAUCCUGCGGCGGAUGGAGGCCCAUUUUGUGGAGUCAACAAAAUGGGCAGAUUGAGUGUAGCAGAGCAUCCGGGAGGCCACUGUGUGCAGUGGCGAGGUGCCGAGCUGAACCUUCUGCGGUCCAGAGAGGAGCCGGUUGAACGUUUCCUUCAACGUUUGGGUUUGAGCUGCAGCAAACAAGUCAGCAAGCUCCUAAGUGGCCCAGCUCAGUACUCAGCAACCGCACCAACAAUGCGCUGGAAAAGACCCUGCAUUUCUGAGGCAGGUGCAAAUACUGCAAGCUCAGUGACAGUCGCACUCUUUGAUGCGAAUGAUGAAAAAGUAGCUGUUGGCAUGCCCGUGGCAGAGGCGCUGCGGCGUGCCUCCCACAUGGAGAUCGAGGUGAGAACUGUGGUCCUUUGCACAUCGUCGAAAUGUGAAUCCUCCCUCAGUGCAGAAGCUGGAGGAUUCCUGACACGUUUCAGAGAAGAUGUCAACACAACAUGUGAAGACGGGAUGGGUAAGUUGACUUUGUAUGCGGAGCCUGCGAGCAUUACGAGCCCUCGAAAGCCAAGGUUUUGCCGCCCACGCCGAAUGGCGGGCUACGAGCACUUCCCUGAGUUGUUUUUAGAGGGCAAGCGACGCCGCCAAUUCAGAGGCAGCGAAUUGUGUUGUUUAGUGAAUCAAGCCAUUUGCUGCUACAGGAAAGAUAUCCAAAAGCUGGGCAGUGGAGCAUAUGGCGAGGUCCAUCUUUGCGAGGACUCUAGGAAUGGAUCGCAGGUUGCAGUCAAAGUAAUUCGCAACUUCACGCAGGAUCCCCUCUGUGGGAAAAGGAUACUUCGGGAGAUCCGGCUGCUCGCGGCGCUGCGGCAUGAAAAUCUUUUGAGGUUGCUGGAUCUCCCUCCAGUGCCGGAUCCCGACUUUGAUGAUGUCUACAUUGUGAUGCCUUAUUUGCAUUUGGACCUUCACAGGGUCAUCUAUUCCAAGAUGAAGCUUUCAGAAUCUCAUUGCCAGGCAUUCGUGUGCCAAAUUCUCAGAGGUUUGAAGUACCUGCACUCUGCUGGAGUCGCCCAUCGUGACUUGAAGCCAAGCAACAUCCUGGUGAACAAGGACUGUGCCUUGAGAAUCGCUGACUUCGGUUUGGCUCGAGGCCGUUCCAAUUCUGAGGAAGAGCUGACAGACUAUGUGGUGACUCGCUGGUACCGUGCCCCGGAAUUGAUGCUGCUGCCUUGUGGAUAUUUUGAGGCAGUGGACUUGUGGUCCGUUGGCUGCAUCCACUUUGAGCUGAUGGCCAGGGAUGUGCUUUUCCAUGGGAAGGACCAUGUGGACAUGCUGAAGAGAAUCGCUGCCACCCUUGGAUUUUCAAUGGAGAACGAUCUCACCUGGGUGCCUGAGAAGGAAAUGGCGCAGGUCUUGGGAAUGGUGCGAACCCUGAAGCUCCCUGAGGAGCCAAAGGCUUUAUCAUCUUUGGAGGAACGCUUGCCUAAGGCGUCAGAGGAUUGUUUGGAUCUAUUGAACAAAUUCUUAGACAAGAUCCCUACACGGCGGAUCACAGCGUCUGCUGCGUUGGAUCAUCCGUACCUCGCUCAUCUACAUGAUCCCGCAGGGGAGUCCACUGCACCCAGACCUUUUGCUUGGGAUUUCGAUCACUUCGAACCCUCAAAGCGAGCGCUGAAGGAUAGGGUCUAUGCUGAGUGUGCCCGGCUGCAUCCAGAGAUUGUGGCUCGCGACAAAGAGUGGCUAUCUGCCCGCGGCUUCCUGCCACAAGGAUCACAAGGACUGGGAUGGUCCCGAAAAGUCCUGGCUGUCACUGGAAUGACUGAGCUUAGUCGGCUUAGUCGGCUUAGUCGGCUUUGUCACCAGUACUGGAGCUCUCAAGCAGAAUGA
Messenger RNA from Cladocopium goreaui, 3186 nucleotides. NCBI's taxonomy places the organism in Eukaryota, Dinophyceae, Suessiales, Symbiodiniaceae. The record is from the annotation of a GenBank genome assembly.